GCAUAAGCUGCGACAUGCGCGUACGUUUUUGGAGAUACGCGGAAGAGCGCUCUCUUGUUGCUGCCGACGUUGAACCAGUCGCACAGCAGCGCGGGGUCCGCGGCCAUGUCGCUCAAGUCGACUCAGAAAUCAAGACCCAGCGUAAGUUGCGCGUACAUCGUUGCGUGUACCUCGCUGCAGAUAAGCGGAGAGCGCCCUCGUGUUGCUGCCGACGUUGAACCAGUCGCACAGCAGCGCGGGGUCCGCCGCCAUCUCGUCGUCCGCUGCCACCACCGCCACCCGCCACUGCUGUGCGCGCGCGCGCGAAUCCCCCGCCAACCUCCCCGCUUUCCCUCCCGCGCCUCCGCCUCCGCCGUCCCACUCCACUCCGCCAACCUGCUUCCGCCCUUCCCACUUUCCCCCGUUACCGCUCUUCGAGGAUAAAGACCGCGUACUAAGCGGGACUUCGUCCUCCUCAUCCUCCUCGUCCUCGUUGCCCGCCCACGCUUUCCGUCUAAUCCCCCGCGGCGUCGCUGACGUUUCGUCGUCGUCGAGAUUCGAACCCGGGCCGUUCGUUUUGCCUAUUGGGAUCGCGAACAACGGCACCACGUCGUACACGUCUCCUAUUCGCCGAUUGUGCGCCUCGAGCCCGAUAUCGACGGCUUCGAGAGGAACGUUCGUGCGGACUUCCACCUCUAACACGUCAUCUUGCGCGCUCCCCGCCAGAACCGCCGUUUGCGGAAAGAAGCCGCGCGCCACCGGGCAACCCGCGGGGACGGGGUCGGUGAGCGGAGUGAGCGCCGCGGGGUCGCGGGCAACGAGCUCGCGGAUACGCACGCGACGCUCGCGUUGCACCGCCAUUUCUUCGCGCACGGACAGCCGCUGGGGUCCUGCGCUGCGCCUUUUGAAGGGUACCGCGCGUGUGGAACAGCUGGCGGAAUUAUUACUGGCAGCUUCCCCCCCGCGCAAACCCGGUGCAUCGCAUGAAGAGUUUGCGGCGGGCGGCGUCGGGGGCUGCGGCGGCGCCGUGCACACAAUCCGGCAAAUGCCGAGAUCUGAUUGGCAGGAUUCGUCGAAGAGCACGGGGUGGUGCCAUGGAUGCGACAUGUCGCGCGGUUUAGAGCAGCGUUCGCAUAUGGAAGAUGAGGAAGUAUUUCCUUUUGAAGACGAGAACGAGGAAGCCAUAGGGUCGGGUGUGGGGAAUGGACGCUGCUGAAGCGGAGGAUUUAAGCGCGGAAUGCAAGUGCCAACAUCUACGAAAUCCAUGGCUGCUGUCGCCGCGGCUGACGACAGUUCGAGACCUGGUCUAAUUUACGCGUGGACUGCCAGUCAUGACUCUGGGUUAGUGGUGCAGCAGCCUAUUUAGUAGUCAGUAUUGUUCCUCCGCCUAUCUCACCCAGCUAAGUCAUCCUCUCACAUCCUUACAUCAGUAGUCAUAAACUAAAUAGGAGUUGAUCGGCCUCGCAUAACGCAUGGGAUCCAUGGUCCUCUCUUGUUCACGACAUUGUGGGAAGUCCUGGUUUUGGCUCACGCUCCUCUUCGCCUCUCGUGAUAAGUCCACAUACAGUAUACAUGGUGAUGUGGGUUUCUCGUCUCUGCUAACAAGUGUUCUCUGUGUGAGUCUCCCCAAGUUUUUGUUCUGAAUGCGGUUGGGUGAGGUUCCGUUUGUG
This is a messenger RNA of Closterium sp. NIES-67, 1649 nucleotides long. Lineage: Eukaryota; Viridiplantae; Streptophyta; Zygnematophyceae; Desmidiales; Closteriaceae. The record is from the annotation of a GenBank genome assembly.